GUCCCUGUCGAGACGUGUCAGCGUUGAUGCUAAGUCAGUGGCUAAGAGAGACACCGCACAGGCCGACGUCAGGCCCUUCAAGUUGCUUUGUUCGCGGCGUGACGGCACACAAAACAUGUCCGCGCCGUUAUUUCACUGCCAUGAAAGCGACGCAAGGUGGAACAAGUCAUCUUGUUGUAGGCGACAGUCAAGGCGCCGGUGCUGGGGACAGAUGGACUCCUGUAGUGGAGGAAAAGACCGCCAUAAUGGACAAGAUUUUGGAGGGCCUCAUCAGCUCGGAUCACAAGGUUCCAGUGAAGAAGGCCAUCGUGAAGAAGGUGGUGGAAGCAGCAGAGAAGGACGUGGCGGCGGAGGAGUGUCGUGCUUUGUUUACCGUCACCACCCGCCUCAUCCUGCUGGGCGAAGACGCCUUCCAGAAGCAGGUGGGCUUCCAGGUCCUGGAAGCGUACGCCCGCUAUCACCGCUCUGAGUUUGAGUGCUUCUUCAGCAAAGACUUUGUGCUCGGUCUGCUCCACGGCGGCUACGAGCAGGUGGAGCGCAAAGACCCGGCCCUGGUGGACCUCAUCCACUGCGGCCUGCGGCUGCUCAUCAGCUGCCCCGCCGUGCUGGAGCUCUUCAGCGUGAUCCAGGUGGAGGUUUUAAGGCUGGUGUGCGAGCGGCCCAACCCGGCCCUCUGCGCCCGCCUCAGCACCAUGCUGUCCGACUUUGUGCAAUGCGUGCCGAGGGACAAGGCUGGCGUUUUCUUCUGCCAGCAGCUGGUGAGGACCAUCAGCUACUUCCACUGCAUGGUCAGUCAAGAUCAGGAGCUCGGGGAGUACGUGAGUCAGGUGACCAAAGUGAGCACGCUGCUGCAGAACAUCUGGAAGGCCGAGCCGGCCACGCUGCUGCCUUCCUUGCAGGAGGUCUUUGCCAUCAUCUCUUCCACGGACCCGUCCUUUGAACCGUCCAUCGCCUUGGCCAGCCUGGUGCAGCACAUCCCGGUCCAGAUGAUCACAGUCCUCAUUAAGAGCCUGACUACGGACCAGAACGUCAAAGAUGCAAACAUGACAAAAGCACUAUGCAGGAUGAUCGACUGGCUUUCCUGGCCUCUGGCCCAUCACGUGGACACCUGGGUCAUCGCGCUGCUCAAAGGGCUGGCCGCCGUUCAGAAGUUCACCAUCCUCAUUGAUGUCACGCUGCUCAAAAUUGAACGGGUGUUUAAUCGUCUGUGGUACCCCAUAGUGCGACAGGGGGCGCUAGCCGUCCUCUCCCAUAUGCUGCUCAGUUUCCAGCACUCUCCAGAGGCGUUCCAUUUGGUUAUUCCACAAGUGGUCCAUCUGGUGCAGUCUCUGCAGGCGGACGGCCUCCCCAGCAAUAAAGCUUUCCUGCUGCAGUUCACGGAGCUCAUCCACUGCAUGAUGUACCAGUAUUCCGGCUUCCCGGACCUCUACGACCACAUUUUAGAAGCCAUCAAGGAUCUCCCGAAACCCAGCGAAGAGAAGGUCAAGUUGGUGCUGAAUCAAAGUGCCUGGACGUCCCAGUCCAACUCCUUCACCUGCGGUCCCCUGAGGCAGGCUGGCAAGUCCGAGACAGGCAAGACGGGCCUGGUCAACCUGGGCAACACCUGCUACAUGAACAGCAUCCUUCAGACUCUCUUCAUGGCCACAGAUUUCAGACGACACGUUCUGUCACUGCAACUCAACGGCUCCAACAUACUGAUGAAAAAACUGCAGCUGCUGUUUGCUUUCCUUGCACACACUCAGAGGGCGGCGUACGCUCCCAGAAAUUUCUUGGACGCCUCUCGACCGCCUUGGUUCAACGUGGGCUCUCAGCAGGACUGUUCAGAGUACCUCCGCUUUCUCCUAGACAGGUUACACGAAGAGGAGAAAACAAUCCAAGUGCUGGAGUCUACAAAGCCAAGCGUGGCCCCUGCCGCCCUCCUGGACUCCAGCAGCAAGGACCUCAUAGGUCAGACUUCUCCCGAAGAGAGCGAAGCGUCCUCUUUGAGUCCCGCGGAAAGCAAAGCGGAGGAGGACACAAGAACUGUGAUAGAGAGGACUUUUGGCGGCAAGCUGGUGACAGGUAUUCGCUGUAUGCACUGCAACGGCACCUCUGAGAAAGAGGAGCCUUUCACCGACCUUUCGUUGGCCUUUUGCCCCUCUGCCGCCUCUCAGGACGCCCCCAAAAGCGAGGGCACCUCUUCGGAGCCCAAAGUGGUUUGUCAGGGCUCCGUCAACGGUGGCAGCGAGGCGCCCGUGCCCGGCUCAGCCUCAGACCAAGCUAGUCAAGUCUACUCUUCGCCGGAAACCAGCGGACCUCCCCUGUCCGUGCCCGACCUGGUCGACUAUCUGUUGGCGCCGGAGAUCCUGGACCAGGACAACGCCUACUUCUGCGAGAAGUGCGGCUGCCUCCAGCGGGCCGAGAAGACCAUGAAGGUGGUGUCGGCGCCGGAGUACCUCAUCCUCACCUUGCUGCGCUUCUCCUACGACGCCAAGUUCCACGUGCGCAGGAAGAUCCUGGAGAACGUCACCAUCCCGCCGCGCUUGCGCCUCCCCGUUCACAACGCCGCGCCCUCCGCGCCCCUCUCCUGCACGUCGUCCCCUCUGCAAGUGGACUCUCCCGAGAGCAGCGAGAACCUGGCCAAGAAGCUCAAGCCCUCUCAGAAAGACGAGGACGAAGACGAGAGCGAAGCGGGUAGAGGAGACGUGUCCAUGCAGGCGUACUACGUCCUCAGCUCCGUCGUCAUGCAUUCGGGCGUCUCGUCCGAGAGCGGCCAUUACUACUCCUACGGCCACGACAUCACAGCGGCGGACGGCGGUCCCGCCGAUCCCUACAAGGAGGACGCGAGGAACGUACAAGGCGAGUGCGGCGCUCUCCCGGGACCGGCCGGACAAGGCAGCACGCCGCCUGCUCGCGGACCGGAGGCGAGCGACUGGCUCCUGUUCAACGACAGCAGAGUGACGUACGCGUCCUUUAGGUCGGUGCAAAACAUCACCAACCGCUUCCCCAAGGACACGGCCUACGUGCUCAUGUACAGGAAACAGGAGCUGGAGGGACAGCGCGGAAAUAAAGGACCGCUGGCCAAUGGCUUGAGGCAGAGUGCAGAGCCGCCGCUGCAGAAGGAGCUGCUGGACGCCAUCAUCAAGGACAACAAGCUGUAUUUACAGGAGCAAGAACUGAACGCUCGGAGCCAGGCCAUGCAGGCGCCUUCAUCCUCCUGCUCGUUCAGGCCCAACGGUUCAGAUGACAACAACCCACCCGGGAGUUGCGGCCCAUCUGGAGGAGGAGGCGGAGGAGGGGGCUUCAACACCAUCAGUAGACUGGUCUUCUAAUUCAAAAACACACACACACACAAAAAAAAGAAA
Messenger RNA from Entelurus aequoreus (snake pipefish), 3344 nucleotides. It is a transcript of the gene usp38, whose product is annotated as ubiquitin specific peptidase 38. Bases 27 to 3311 code for a protein of 1094 amino acids. Gene Ontology annotation, cellular component: nucleus; cytosol. Lineage: Eukaryota; Metazoa; Chordata; Actinopteri; Syngnathiformes; Syngnathidae. Gene Ontology annotation, biological process: protein deubiquitination; ubiquitin-dependent protein catabolic process. Gene Ontology annotation, molecular function: cysteine-type endopeptidase activity; cysteine-type deubiquitinase activity. The transcript is spliced from 11 exons. The record is from RefSeq and is a predicted model, not a curated record.